Messenger RNA from Etheostoma spectabile (orangethroat darter), 5447 nucleotides. RefSeq names its product protogenin B. The coding region runs from base 1 to 3558 and encodes 1185 amino acids. The transcript has 19 exons. Gene Ontology annotation, biological process: cell-cell adhesion. Gene Ontology annotation, molecular function: protein binding. NCBI's taxonomy places the organism in Eukaryota, Metazoa, Chordata, Actinopteri, Perciformes, Percidae. The record is from RefSeq and is a predicted model, not a curated record.
AUGGCAAAGUUUAAGAUGAAAGUCUACCCGGACUGGCUCUUUUUUGUUUUGUUUCUUCCUUUAUCAAGUGUUUUGUCUUUCAGCGAGUUGUCUUUCAUCACAGAGCCCAGUGAUGUUACCUUAUUACCAAAGGACCCUGCUGUCCUGGACUGUCAGGCUCAUGGGCUGCCUCCAGUCACUAUCAAGUGGCUAAAAAAUGGAGUUCGGUUGGCAGAAAGUGAGCACAUACAGUUUCUGCCCAACGGCUCCUUGUACAUACCAAAGAUAAAGCAUACCAAGGAGGAUUCAGAUGAAGGAUUCUACCAGUGCCUCUCCCAGAACAAAUAUGGAGCUAUCCUAAGCCAAAGAUCACGUCUGACUAUCGCAAGUAUCUCAAAGUUUGUGUUACAUCCUGUGCCUAUGCUGGUGACUGUGGGCUUAGUGGCACGGUUCUCCUGUGCUGUCACCUCCAGCCCUCCCGCCACAAUCACCUGGGAGCUCAACCAAAGCACAUUACCAUUACAAACAGACAGAAUAACGGUUUUGCCAAAUGGAGUCCUUCAGAUACACAAUGUGCAAUUGGAAGAUGCUGGACAGUAUCGAUGUGUGGCAUCUAACAUUGGUAGCCUUUUGAAGAGUAAAGAGGCCACACUGACAGUCAACCAAGGUGUUGACCCUAAACCAUCUCAAAGGCCCAGAAUCAUUGCCGGACCUCAGAAUGUCACAGUUUCUUAUCACCAAACUGUGGUGCUGGAGUGUAUGGCCACAGGCAAUCCCUGGCCCAUCAUCUCCUGGAGCCGUGCUGACAGUAAACCCAUCGAUGUGUACAAAGCCAAAGUGCUGGGCAAUGGGAACCUGGUUAUUACUGAUGUCAAUUCCAAGCACAGUGGCGUGUACCUCUGCAGGGCAACCACCCCUGGAACCCGCAACUACACUAUUGCUGCAGCCAACCUCACAGUUCUAGUGCCACCAUCCAUUAUCGAGAGGCCCGAGAGCCAGACCCGUCCAAGAGCAGGCACUGCCCGUUUUAUGUGCCAAGCAAAUGGUGUGCCCCCUCCACGCAUCAGCUGGCUAAAGAAUGGAGAAGACGUUCACUUAAAUGGGAGGAUUAAGAUGUACAACAGUAAAUUGGUGAUUACCCAGAUCAUCCCUGAAGAUGAUGCCAUCUAUCAGUGCAUGGCAGAGAGUGAACAGGGUUCUGUCCUGUCGUUAGCUCGCCUUAUUGUUGUCAUGUCCGAGGACAGGCCCAGUGCACCAAGAAAUAUUCAUGCUGAGACCAUCUCAAGCUCUGCCAUCUUACUGGCCUGGGAGAGACCUCUCUACAAUGCCGACAAAGUCAUUGCCUACUCCAUCCAUUAUAUGAAGGCUGAAGGUCUAAACAACGAAGAAUACCAAGUUGUUAUUGGCAACGACACAACCAGCUAUAUCAUCGAUGACCUUGAGCCUGCUCGAAACUACAGCUUUUACAUCGUGGCUUAUAUGCCAAUGGGAGCCAGUCGUAUGUCAGACCAAGUCAGUCAACACACCCUGGAGGAUGUGCCUUUGCGUACCCCAGAGCUAAGUCUGACCAGCCAGAGCUCAACAGAUAUUCAGGUGACUUGGCAGCCACUGCCCGCCAAAGUGAGUCGGGGCCAGUUGUCUGCAUACAAACUAUCCUAUCGUACAGCUGCGGACAGCACUGUCACCUCUGUGGAGCUACCUCAGAACAGCACUGAAUAUCUGCUGAAGGGCCUGCAGCCUGACACCAUCUACCUGCUCCGCAUGGCUGCAGCCACCCGUGUCGGCUGGUGUGAGCCAUCUGCAUGGACCUCACAUCGGACACCUAAGACAUCCAGCAGCAAAGUGCCUUCAGCCCCUACUCUUCAACUUGAGCCGCUUAACUGUACCUCCAUUGUGGCACGCUGGCAAACCUCCCCACAAUCUAUGGCUGUUCAGGGUUACCGCCUGUGUUACCAUGAGGAAGGCCAACCAGAGCAGCCCAUCAUCAAGCUGCAGGCUCAAACCUAUACCUACACUAUCAGUGGCCUUGAUCCAAGGAGAAAGUAUCAUGUCAAGAUUCUGGCUGUCGGUCAAGCUGGAGAUGGCUAUCAGACAGACCAAACUAUUAGUACUCCAGGAUGUGUGUCGGCUAGAGACCAACUGGAAGUAGCUCCUCCACCUCCAGACCAUGUGACUGUCUUGGCCAACAAUUCAUCUGCAGUGUCUCUACGCUGGAGCCAUCCUGCUUUCUCCUCUGGAAAGGCUGUUAGCUAUACAGUCCGUUGUACACCUGUGGGCACCCACAACGCCUCUGCUAUACGCUACCUACAAACUACCAGACAGAGUGUGAUGGUUCAGAAUUUGGAUCCAAACACUCGCUAUGAGUUUGUUGUGCGUCUCCAUGUGGACCAGAUGUCGAGUCCCUGGAGUGCUGUUGUUUACCAUCAGACUCUGCCAGCAGCACCUAGCCAACCACCUGGAGGAGUGCGUGUAACUCUGAUCGAGGAUGACACUGCUCUGGUGUCCUGGAAGGAGCCCACAGAGCCCAAUGUGGUGGUUACACGCUAUACCAUCCUGUACGCUUCCCAGAAAGCCUGGAUGGCUGGACGCUGGCAAAUAUUACAGAGGGAGGGAAGCCACACAAUGGCCCUGCUGGAGAAGCUGGAGGCGGGGAAUGUCUACCUGGUGAAAAUCUCUGCCUCUAACCAGGUCGGUGAUGGGCCUUUCUCUAACAUUGUGGAGCUGGCACUGAGGCGUGGGAACACCCACCGCAGCAAGAACCCCAGGCACUCUGCCAGCUUCCCACAUACAACAGUGUCUUCUGAUGGUAUCUACCACAUAGACCAGAGGUCUAUGACAGGGAUCAUUGUUGGUGUGUGCAUCGCCUUGGCCUGUAUUGUUAUGUGUGCCUUAAUCCUCAUCAGUAAGGGCAGACCAAGAAAAUCCUUCAGUCACAAAGUAAUUGCUGUGGGAGCUGCUGAAGGUCCACAUGCUGGUUUGUCCCUGCCUAAUAACCACCAUACAGAGAAUGCUGAGGCCCUCAUACCCAUGAAAAGUCACCGCUUUUUAGAUGCCAAGGGUGGAGCUAAUAUGGUCAUAAAUAGUGCCAGUCAAAUCACCAGCACUAAUCAAAGCAAGAGAUGGCUGCUCUUCAAGAAGGCAAUAAGGAAUUCAGCUGAAAGUGAUGCUGAGAGGAAAGCCAACUUGUAUGAGGCUGGGAAAACUGUUCUGAGGUAUGAGGGGCAGUUAGGUUCAGCGCCCCUGCCACCUUCGUCCCGAGAGAUCAUCUACGGACCUUAUCACUCAGAGAGCUCUCACUCCAGUGAGGGCAGCCAAGAGACGGGAGACUCUGGACACUACUCCAACGAAGAAAGCAAUGAAGAGAUGAGCAACCCUUCAACCAGCCAAAGCUCCAGACCUGAAUCUUUUGGGCCUGACAAUGGUACCACUGUAGCUGAGCUGAAGCAGUCUUUUGAAGUGGAAAAUGAGAAAAUGCUGAGCCAUCCUUUCCAUCACACCGCCCCUGAUGCUAUCCGGUUCUGCUGCACCUCAGAGGGUUCUCAUCCUGCCCUGCACACAUCCCAAGCAGUUGGCUCCUGACAUCGCCCAGCCUGGAUCUACUCCACUUCUACCUCUUGGCUUACUGAGUUGAGCCCCUUGUUUAUUUUUUGAGGCACAAGGGAUCAGGGAGCCAGUCGCUGCGAUGGACAAAAUGUGCUUUUGCUUCGGAUCUACCUCAGGAUUUUGUAUGAAUGUUUUUUAUAACAUUUUAUUUCCAUUUUUUUUCUUUCUACCUGUUUGUCUGUGUUUGGUGUUGUCUGUCCUAAACCAAAGCUCACCCAUGAUGAAUGUUAAAAAGAAUGUCAAAAAUGUACAGUGAUACAUUUUCAUUACAUUGAAUUACUUUCCACUGGAACAGAGGGUGUAAUUGGGCCCUGUUGACUGAUUAUCUACCUCUGUGUUCUGUGUAUACAUUACUACCUCCUUUUUACCACAUAUUGUGCAGUAGAAUCUCAGACUCUGGAGACAAGGUGAAAAUAUGUCAUUGCCAUGUCUGUUGGGGGGUGUUAUUAUCUAGAGGUCCUCGUUUUUUCAUUUUUUAUUCUCUGAACUUUUUAUUUUCACGGUUGAAAGAGCUUUCGUUUUCCAUUGUUUGUCUUUGAAUGAUGUACGUUGUGUUCUGAAAAUAAGUGCAUUAGAUAUUGUCAAACUAUUUGAGCUAUCAUACAAUAUCGUUUGGCAUUUCCAGUGCACUGAACUCAAAGCUUUAACAUGGCCUUAAUAUCGAAAGGGCUUUGCAUACUAUAGAAGAAGAGAUCCAAAGACGGGAACAAUUGUACCCAAAGAGUUUUUUGAUAAUACAAUAGAUAUUCUAAUGCAACCAAAAAUAUAGACAUUAAGAGUGCGUUUGCCAAAAUAUUAUUCUUGCCAAUGAUGUAAAUUUCCCUUAGAAUGGUGGUUUGAAUGCUUUUCUCAAUGUACAUUUUCUUGAUGCUUUAUUCAGGUGAAAGCUUUAUCACAAGUCUCUCCGGCUUGUGUUCCAUUUGCCUUGUAGACCAUUGCUUAACGCAGCGGUGAUGCCGAUGCUAUUAUCCAAAGAGUUGUCUCCUUCCUCAGAUGGGUGUGGCUUUUCAUUCAAUUGAUCCUUGGUACUAUAAGGUGGACAUUUUUGACACAAGACCAAAGAUCAAGCUUGUCCUGCCAAUGAUAGAUGAUGAUAUUUAUUCUUUGUUUAGUGAAUCAUCUGUUACCGAUCACCAAUAUUGCUGUAUGGGGAAGAAUUCUCUUUUACUCUCCAUAAUAAUUCCUGUCCAGGUGUGACAAUGAAGGAUUCUGACUAUCAAAAUGGAAACCCUAUGUGGGAAGAGCAACAUAAUCAAUUUUUAUAUCUUUGUAAUACAAAUAAUCCUAACCAAAGAAAUUUGAAGUCUCUGUUAUUUAGUGAUUUUCUUUGGUUUUCAUUUACAUUAUUUGCAUUUAAAUGUGAUAUAAUUUCCAAUGGUUUUGAUUGCUAGAAAAGCUUUUUCACAGUUUUUUUUCAAAGCUUGAAAUGUUAAACUAUUCUGCUGUCUUUUUAUCACCAUGAUAUUUUACCCGAAUGAUACUUACGUAGGUUAUAUUGGAAAUUCUUUUAAUUUAGAUUGUCUUUUUAGCAUGAUGUAAACAAAACAUUUCCCAAUUUAAAUGUGACAUUUUAAUAAAUGAAUAAGGCUGGUGUCAAGUUAAAAGUUUCUCUGUGUAAUGCAUUAAUAUAAAAGGUUAAUUUUUAGAGCCACAGAUCAUUUUCUUCCUGACUCAACUCAGAUUCCAAAAAUAGAUUUACACUGUAGACUUAAAUGUUAAUAUUUAAGUUACAUUUUUUUACAUUUCUGCUUUUAAAUACAAAACUACAUCUUUUAAUCCCAAGUGAGCAUCAAAACAAAUGUUGCAACAGACUUUUUUGAUACUCUCGACAUGAUCCCAAAUACUAGAUAAUAAAAUUGUUUUUG